Molecule: messenger RNA, 2271 nt
Organism: Strongyloides ratti
Lineage: Eukaryota; Metazoa; Nematoda; Chromadorea; Rhabditida; Strongyloididae
Product: Poly-glutamine tract binding protein 1
Exons: 2
Coding region: 1-2271 (756 amino acids)
Biological process (GO): cell-cell adhesion
Cellular component (GO): cell-cell junction
Molecular function (GO): cell adhesion molecule binding
Source: RefSeq, a predicted model, not a curated record
AUGAAAUUUAUUAUUUUUAUUUUAUUAUUAAUCUUAUCUCAAAAUAAUGUUGUAGCAGAAAAUUUAUAUUCACAAGAUAAAAUACAAAGAAUUGUUGAAGGACCCGUUAAUACUACUGCCUAUGUUGGUGAUACAGUUAUUUUAAAAUGUCAUGUUGAAAAUCAAGAGGGAACAGUUCAAUGGCUUCUUGAAGGUUUUGGUUUAGGAACAGAAAGAGAUCUUCCAAUGUUUUCACAAUUUAGAAUGGUUGGAAGUCCAAUAAAAGGAGAAUAUGAUUUGGAGAUAACAAAUGUUACAGGAUGGGAUGAUGGUUUUUAUGAAUGUCAAGUUACAUCAUCAAAAAAUAAUAAUAAUUUUGAAAAAACUAAACCAGCUUAUUUAGAAGUUCUUAAAUUACCAGAAGAUUAUGGAAUUUUUGAUAAACAAAGUCAUGGAAAAAAACACAAGAAUGGUGAUUUUAUUUUUGCAAAAGAAGGUGUUCCAAUAGAAGAAAUAUGUUUUGUAUCAAAAACUCAUCCAACACCUAAAAUAUAUUGGGCAAUAACAAAAUCUGGUACAUUAGAUAAUAUUCUUUCAUGGAUUGGUGAUGAUAUACCAGAUGUUAUAUAUGAUAAAUAUUUUAGAAAUUCAUCUUUACCAAUACAAUCUGGUCAAAUACACAAAAAUUCAACAUUUAAUUCUAAAAAAGAUUUUACUAUUUAUAGUAAAGUUAAUACAAUGAUUGAUCCAAAAUUUGAUAAUAUGAAAUUAACAUGUAUUAUUAUUCAUCCAGCAUUUAAUGAUCCACAAUUAUCAUCAGUUACAAUAAAUAUUUUAUAUAAACCACAAGUACAGGUUACAAUUGAUAGUGAUAAUGAUACUUUAAAACAAGGUGAUGAAGUUAGACUUAUAUGUAAUGUUAAUUCAAAACCAGAACAUAGUGGUAAAUAUACAUGGUAUCAUAAUAAUGAACUUCUUAAAAAAGCAACAAAAAAAGUUUUAUAUAUUGAACAUCUAAUACCAGAUGAUCAUAAUUCACGUUUUACAUGUCGUGUAAAUAAUGCAUUAGGAUCUGGUUCUAAUACAAUAUUAUUAAAUGUUAAAUAUGAACCUAAAUUUAUAAGUUCAUCACAGGUAAAAAUUGUUAAUCAAAAUGAAAUGGCAGAAUUUUAUUGUGAAACACAUGGUAAUCCAAAACCUAGAAUAUAUUGGAGAAAAUCUGGUGAUGAACAAAUAAUACAUGAAGGUUCAAAUUUUACAAUUAAAAAUGUACAAAAAUGGCAAACAGGUGAAUAUGAGUGUGUAGCUACAAAUAAUGAUUUUAAACCAGUAAUACUUUCACAUAAUUUAUUUAUUGAAGGUGAUCUUCAAGUACGUGCAAAUGAUACAGUAUUUGUUAAUCAUGAAUCAAUAGCAACAUUAUCAUGUGAAUUUCAUGGAUAUCCAAAACCUGGUGAUAUUAUAUGGACAUUUAAUGGUGAAAAUAUUAUCACUGGUAGACCAAGUAAAAGAUUUAAUGUUAUUCAGAUUGAAAAAAAUUAUGGUGUUGAUAGUAAAUUAAUUAUUUAUGAUGUUGAAAGUAAAGAUAUAGGUAAUUAUAAUUGUACUGCUUCAACAAUAUAUACAACUGUAACAGCAACUAUAUCAUUACGUUCAUAUACUUUUAUGUAUAAAAUAUCAGGAUUAAUUAAAAAAAUUGAUUUCAAUUUAUUAAUAACACUAUUAUUUAUCAUAAUUUGUGCAACUGUUUUAAUAAUUAUAUUUGGAUUAUUAUAUUGUUUAUAUAUUAAUAAAUAUAGAAAAAAGAAAACAGUAUAUCGAUUAAGAAAUAAAAAACAUGUUGGUGAUAUACAAGUUGAGUGUGCUGCAGUUGAUGAUAUUAAUUUUGCUUCUGUAGAAUUAUUACGUAAUGAAAGAACAAAUUCACUUGGUGCAUUAACAUAUAAUAAAGUAUAUGAGUCAAUAAAUCAAAAUAAUCCAGAUUUAGAUUUUAAUGACAGUUAUGGACAAGGAUCAUAUCAAUCUGGUUAUCCAGUAACAUUUAUUACAACAGAUACUAAUUCAAGUCAGGCUACAACUAUUCUUAGAUAUGAUGGUAAUAAUUAUGGUAAUAAUACAACAACAUUUUGUAGUAAUGAUAGAAAUGAAUUUAUGAAUAUGGAACCCUUAAGAGAAAUUGUAACACCUGAUAAUGAAAGUGGUACACCAUUAUUAAUUGAUUGUGUUAAUAAUAAUAAUAAUAAUAUAAAUCAAAGAGAUAGUCCUGUUAGUAGAAUAUCUACACAUGUUUAA